UUCGCUUAAAAUGUAUAUACAGUCUUACAUUUUAGUGCAAAAGUUAUUUUUCUUCAUUCGACACCGACUGAUUUUUUUUUUAUCAAAUUCAAAAAGUUCUGAAUUGUUUUGAGAACAAAAUCCGGAUGUUUAUUAUUCUAACGCCACUUGAAUCUCCGAUUAUUUAAUUACUCCAUUCCGAAUUUUCUCCUUUUUUGUGUACAGCUUUUGAAGAAGCUGGAAGCAUGACUCCGUUUUUCGUCGCCAUUUUCUUGCUCGGCCUUUCGUCCCUGGCCACGGCCGCCAACUUCAAUAAAGUCUUCGAGUGGAAUGAAUUGGAUUUCGAGUGGCCGUCAGAAGCGAAAAGGACACAGGCCUUGCGAGAUGGAACUUACAAGCCGGAGAACUUUGAUCCUCUUCACAUGGCUGUCUACGGAUCAAGGAUCUUUUUCACCAUUUCAGAAAGGGACGGCAUUUCAGUGACUCUGGUGUCUGUGCCAAAGAGCAGCGCGUCCUCCGCACCUCCAAAACUCACUCCAUUCCCUUCGUGGGACAUGCAUGCAAAGGAAGACUGCAACAAAAUUGAAAACGCCAGAACACUUGACGUGGACUCGGUUGGAAGGUUGUGGGUGCUCGAUCAGAGUAGCAGGGAAUGCAAACCCAAACUGUGGACGAUUGACUUGAUUAACAACGAUCAAAUCAAACUGACUCAUCAGUUUUCUUCUCGCUCUAUUAUGCACGACUUGGUGCUCGACGAAACGCCCGACGGAACCUUUGCCUACAUCUCGCGUGGAGGGAUUUUCGGAGAACAGUACAUCGUCGUGUUUAGUUUGGAAAGAAAUGAAUCUUGGAUUGUGGACACGCCAGGAAUCGACGUUUACUCCAUUGUCCUGUCCCCUCGAAAAGAUCAGGAACAGAGACAGCUCUACUUUGGCAAAUCCUACUCCGAUGAAUUGUAUUCGAUUUCUGCCGCCGCACUCCGCAACGGAACUGGAACUUCAAAUCCGAAACCAGUCGGAAUCUGGACUAAACCUAGUUCAUACAGAAUGCUGAUGGACAACCACGGGACAUUGUAUGCCGCCUUUGAGGGACGGUAUUACAUUUCCUCUUGGAACACUUCCCAACCGUUUGAGGAGCAGCGUUUUCACGAGGUCGCUGAACUGUAUACUUUCUGGCCGUUUACUUUUGCCUUGGACUCUUCGGGAACAUUUUGGAUGACUGAGUUUGAUAAAUCAGCACCCAAGACGAGGUUCAGGCUACUAAAAGCUACAGCGCCAGAAUUAUACGCUGCCAGUGCAAGUGGAGAGGCCCAAAAUAGAAAGCUGAUCAACUUAAGCGUAUUCUUCGCUUUCCUCGUGACCAUGGCCUUUUCGUAGUUUUGUAACCGAAAAUAAAUUUCCACGUUUCAAAA
Molecule: messenger RNA, 1390 nt
Organism: Cloeon dipterum
Lineage: Eukaryota; Metazoa; Arthropoda; Insecta; Ephemeroptera; Baetidae
Product: protein yellow-like
Exons: 4
Coding region: 225-1355 (376 amino acids)
Source: RefSeq, a predicted model, not a curated record